This is a messenger RNA of Dermacentor silvarum, 377 nucleotides long. RefSeq lists its product as uncharacterized. NCBI's taxonomy places the organism in Eukaryota, Metazoa, Arthropoda, Arachnida, Ixodida, Ixodidae. The record is from RefSeq and is a predicted model, not a curated record. The transcript has 2 exons. Bases 39 to 377 code for a protein of 112 amino acids.
UCUAUCUGUUGCAGGUACAGAUUGGUGUGGGAUUUGUGAUGCCACUCAACAAGUGGCAUUACAUAAUAAAGUGUACCUCCGAAGCCAAGGGCGCAUUACGUCUGGCACAGCAUCUGUGGACACCAACACAAGCUGGGGAAAGAAGCCAGACUGGGCAGGCCUGCCGGACUAUCUCUGAUGCAUCUGGGAAGCUUCUGGCAAGACCAGAGAAAGUGGCUGCUGUGAAGAACUGCCUGGAGAAGUACAUCUGGGAACAUCCGAUGGGGCCACCAGCACCACCUCCAGAGCACUGCCUUGCUUCUGUAAGGAAGCACCUUGGGAGCUUCACAGAAACGGGCGCGAGGGCAUGCGAGUAUGGAAGACGUGAAUCGCCUUAA